Epinephelus fuscoguttatus (brown-marbled grouper) is the source of this 3809-nucleotide messenger RNA. RefSeq names its product coiled-coil domain containing 50a (gene ccdc50a). NCBI's taxonomy places the organism in Eukaryota, Metazoa, Chordata, Actinopteri, Perciformes, Serranidae. Gene Ontology annotation, cellular component: cytoplasm. The record is from RefSeq and is a predicted model, not a curated record. The transcript has 12 exons. Gene Ontology annotation, molecular function: ubiquitin protein ligase binding. The coding region runs from base 274 to 2157 and encodes 627 amino acids.
UGGCUGCUUGUAUGAAGGUUCAGGGAGGGAGGGACGCUCGUAGAAAACCCUGACACGCUAGCUUCAUCAGAGUAGCUGCAAGGCAAUUAACGUACAGCAGCGACGCACCGAGAGAGGGUGGCCACCGAAACUAAUCAAAAGGGCCGUCCGGCACCUGAACCAUCAAUCGGGUUUAUGAGUUAAGGCGAUCAAUCAGCCUGCGGUUAACCUUCGGUGAUACGCGGAAGCGUAAUUCAACGUCAACGGGUCUUUUGACUUAUUAUCGGUGACAACAUGGCUGAAUGUAACGUUAGCAUCGACAAGAAUAAACUACCUGGAGUGAAAGAGGUGUGCCGAGACUUUGCUGUGCUGGAGGACCACUGCCUGGCCUACAACCUUCAGGAGCAAGAAAUCGAGAGCCACUUGGCGUCAAACGUCAACAAGAGCCGUCUGGUGCAGAAAGACUUGCAGGUGGCCAAGAAGCUGCAGGAGGAGGAGGAUCAGAGGGCCAAGGUCCAGACCCAGAAACACCAUGUUGAAAUUGAGCGUCAAGACAUUGAGAUCGCCCAGGAAAUUCAGGAUCAACUGGUCCGACAGGCAGAACAACAGCGACAACAGGAAGAGAAGGAUGCGGCCAUCGCUCGUAAGCUGCAGGAGAAGGAGAUGAAAGAGGAAAAGAGGAGACAGAAGCAGCUGGAAGCAAACUUUGAGGAGGAGUACUUUGAGGAUCACGGAGCUGCACGAAGACCCCUUGACUUGGACAAACCCGCUCAUCACAAGUCCCCGGGCAGACAUGAUGCCUAUGCUCCAGUGAGCUCACAUAGGGAUUACUCCCCAGAUUAUAGCUCAACAGAGCCCAAAAGGAGCAGGUACCCAAGGCAGGACCCAGCAGCACCCCACAGCCGCUCCAGAUACCCUGAGCACUACCUAGUGGCAGAAGGGGGGCGAAGCAGACAUGCAGAUCCGUAUCCAGAGCACCUGCUGCCCUCUAGAGCCAAGCAUGGGGACAGGUACCCACAUUAUGAGCCCACAGAGACUGGCAGAGCCAGGGGCCCAAGCUGGGAGGACACAGAGAGAGUGGUGAGGAGGAAGGAAAGACCAGGCAGACCACCUCCACCACAAAGCCAAGUAGAUAGAGACAAGGCUUGGGACAAAAAACGGGACAGGCAACACAACCGAGACAGGGGCAGAGACCCAGAAUGGGAGAGGCAUAUUGGCAAGGAGCAGAGGAGAGACAGGGAGCAGGACCUCAGGGGGGCAAGAGCAGCAGGAAGAGACAGAGAAAGAUCCAGAGAGAGAGGACUGAGUGGGGACAGACAACGAGAAAGAGACAGGCAGAGACAGACAGACAAAGACAGACAACGAGUGAGAACCAGGAGUAUGGAGAGAGGACUUGACGACGAGCCUGGGCACAGCAGGGACUGGCCGAGGGAGGGCAGGGCUUCUUGGGAGGAGGAAGGGGAUGAUGGUGAGAGGGAGAGAAGGGCUGGGGGCCGGCAGCGCGUCCACUCCGGCCCUGACGAGGUGUUUGACGAGCUGGAAGAGCAGGGUGAGGGUCCUGGCAGGGAGCGCAGUCAUUCUCACCCCAGCGAAGAUACAGGUCGUAUCGUGCACCGAGUGAGUGGGGCAGUGGUAGCAGAAACGGAGUACGGAGUGAGCGAGGCCACCAAGGGGCUGACAAAGCUUGAUAUCCGUGAGCAGGAGCUGAAGGACAUGGAGGUGGCCAGGAAACUGCAAGAGGAGGAAAUCAAGGCCAGCAAGAUGCAUGUGCGUGCAGCCCAAGUGGCACAGGAUGAGGAAAUCGCCCGACUGAUAAUGGAACAAGAGAAGAAGGAGUACAAGAGGAAUCGAGAGCGGGAGCAUGACAGAGAGCGGGAGAAAGACAAGGAACGGGAGAGGGACAGGGAGAGGUUGGCCAUGGAGAGGAUGGCAAUGGAAAGGAGGCGGGCAGAGGGAGACUACAGGCCAAACUCAGAGGAAGUAGUGCGGCCCCGAACACGAGACGAGUAUGAAUACCAGAGGCAGAGGAACCACAAGCCUGCUAGGCCUCCUCAGCCUCGUGCACCAAACUAUGAGAAUGUGAACUCUGGUGGCUAUGGCUACAUGGACCACGCUGUUCCGCCUCGCGCUCCCACUAGGCCUGAGGCUGCUUACAAAGGUGCCUAUUACAAGCGGUGACUCAGGCUCUCCACCAUGUCCAGACAUGCUGUCAAUCCUCCUUUGUCCCCCUUUUUUUUUCUUAUUUAUCUUUUUGUUUUUAACCAUUCGCACUCUGUUGACCAAAAGCCUUCGGACAAUCUAAUGAGUUGGCAAUGGGAUUGUUUUUUUAAUACCCUCCAAAGUUAGUAAAGGAAGUGGGUCUGUGAGUGCUGGAAGCACACUCAUCUUUUCCGUUUUUUUAAUUUGUUAAUUGUAAUGAAUAUUAUUAUUAUUAUUAUUUCUUUUAACUGACUCAACAUCAAACAAGCCAAUAUGGCAGCCUCCUGACAUUGACACCACCCCCCCACCCCACCCUUUAGCUGUUGGAAACCGAGGAACUGGCGCCUCACCUUCUGUCGUCAUCAUGUGCUGAUGUUCGUCCCAUCUGUGGACCAUUCCGUCACAAGGGCUCAAGGCCUCUGCUGGAUAUAACCAUGCAAUCUCAAAAUCCCUCAUGACUCUUUCAUGGGACGUGCCUGGCUGCUACAGUGUCUUAGAUACCAACAUGGCAGCUGCUUUGUACACCCAUGCUGCAGUUCUGUUCUCAUCACAUUGCGCAACGAGACUCAACAGGCCCUCUCCAUGUGCCACACAGCAUACGACCCCGGAGGGAUACGCUCCUGUUGCUGUGUUCAAACUACACACAAAACAUAAGCCUUUAUCAAGAUGCUGGUAGUUUUGGCUUUGACCUGUUGUACCACCUUGUUCCAGUGCAGAGGAGGUGGAGCUUUGUGAUGAUCCAUGGACAUUUAACUGGCUGUCGUAGGCUGUCGUCUUCUGCUUGUGAGGGGCACUUUUCAACCCCGUCACCCUUCAAACUGUGGAUGGAUGAUACUCUUGUGUAUGACUCACUGUUUCUAUGUGCAUGCUUACUGAAAGUGUACAACUGUGUACCUGCAUUUCAGCUCUAUAUCAAACUAUCUGGCUCCCUCUUUGUUGUCAGAAAGGGCUAAAGCCACAAGAAGCCAAUAAUCUCUCUCUUUGUGAAUGAACAAAAUUUGUCAGCUCAUAUACUGCUGUACAAUAUAUCACCUUUCUGCCACUCCACAUCGGCCUCGUCAUUUACAAACCAAAACUGGCCCGUAAAAGAACCAGUACCAAAAUGAAAUGCAUGUACAUUGCUUGUCUGUGUCAAACCUGAACUCAUGCUUGUGCUUACGGCACAGACGUCAUGCGAUUGAAUAUUUGCUCCUGUUUUAUUUAAAUGUAAAUAUCUUUUUUGUUUUCUUAAUUUUGCUACCAGUUCUGUUCCCCAUUGUGGAAAACACGCUUCUCUUUUCAUUCCUUUUCUUUAUCUCCCACUUGUUAUAUUUGUUCAGAAAGGGAACCUUUAUAUUUUAUUUUUUUUUUACAAUAUUUUGUUGGUCUUUCCUCAGAUUGUCUCCUCUAAAAGUUUCCCCGCUGUCACUUCCAGUCCUCUUCUUUGUGUCCAGCUCAAAGGCAGACGUCACUUCCUGCCUGCAGAAAAGACAAACAUUCCCACAAUAGAAGGCGUCUGGAUGGAGGGAGAUCAGUCACACGAUCAGUUCUAAUUUAUAUUACUACUACUCAAAGGGACCUAUUUUAGCAUUUUUACAACUCCGGGAUCCAUUAUUUUCUGUUCAUAUGGAAUAAUAAGGGUGAUGAGGAAA